AGCCCCGGAGGAGGGACCCGGAAGCAGAAGCGGAGCCGCGAGUCGAGCCGAGCCGCUGCCCCCGCUGCCCGCCGGCGCCGGGUGGGGGUCCCGGCGGCUGGAUGGGCAGCGGCGGCGCGGGCCGCGGUCGGCGAUGGGCGAGGAGCAGAGCACGGUGAGCGGCGGCGGCGGGCCCCAGGAGGCACGGGGCCCGGACGGGGGCGCCGCGGGCCACCCCGAGCCCCUGAGGCCGCGGGGGGACAGCGCCGGGACUCCCGGGCCGCGCGACUCCUUCUCGGAGUCGAGCGGCGGCGACUGCGGAAGGGACUCAAGCUGUGCGGACACGAGUGCCCCGGAGCCCACGAGGAGCCAGGGAGCGCCGGAGUGGAGAAAGAGCCACGCACUGGGGCAGCCCGCGGGACUGGCACUCACCGGGCCCCUCAAUCCCCAGACUUUGCAACUGCAGCUGGAGCAGGAGGAGGAGGAGGAGGAAGCUGGGGACGGAAAAGAGGGAGGGGAUGAACAGCAGGAGGCGCCCCCCGGGGAGGAGACGGAGCCCAGGACCCUCGCCGUGGCUCCCGAUGGAGUGGUCCUGGACGUGCUGGGUCAGCGGCGACUGCCCCCAGCCAAGAGACAAGUCUUUUGCUCUGUGUACUGCGUGGAGAGCGACCUGCCCGAGGCCCCCACCACCGAACAGCUCUCGCCGCCAGCGUCGCCACUUGGGGUUCCGCAGGUGCCCAACCCCUCCAACCCUUCGUCCUCCUUCCCCAGCCCCAGGCUGCCCCUCCCGGCUGACCCCCUUUCUCCCGACGGCGGCAGCAUCGAGCUGGAGUUCUACCUGGCACCGGAGCCGUUCUCCGUGCCGGGCCUGUUAGGAGCUCCACCCUACUCUGGCCUGGGCGGGGUAGGGGAUGCCUAUGCGCCCCUCAUGGUGCUGAUGUGCCGGGUGUGCCUGGAAGACAAGCCCAUCAAGCCCCUACCCUGCUGCAAGAAGGCUGUGUGCGAGGAGUGCCUCAAAGUCUACCUGAGCUCCCAGGUACAACUUGGCCAAGUAGAAAUCAAAUGCCCUAUCACAGAGUGCUUUGAAUUCCUGGAAGAAACAACUGUUGUCUAUAACUUAACGCAUGAAGACUCCAUCAAGUAUAAGUACUUCUUGGAACUUGGCCGCAUUGAUUCCAGCACCAAGCCGUGUCCUCAGUGCAAGCACUUUACAACCUUUAAGAAAAAAGGACAUAUUCCUACCCCUUCAAGAUCAGAAAGCAAAUAUAAAAUCCAGUGCCCCACUUGCCAAUUCGUCUGGUGUUUCAAGUGCCACUCUCCUUGGCAUGAAGGUGUUAACUGCAAGGAGUACAAAAAAGGAGACAAAUUGUUGCGUCACUGGGCCAGCGAGAUUGAGCAUGGGCAGAGGAACGCCCAGAAGUGUCCCAAGUGCAAGAUCCACAUCCAGAGAACUGAAGGAUGUGACCAUAUGACCUGUUCACAGUGUAACACUAAUUUUUGUUAUCGAUGUGGGGAGAGAUACCGCCAGCUUCGGUUUUUUGGAGACCACACAUCAAACCUCAGUAUAUUUGGAUGCAAAUAUCGCUACCUCCCAGAGAGACCUCAUUUAAGGAGAUUAGUGAGAGGGUCAGUCUGUGCUGGAAAAUUAUUCGUUGCACCUCUAAUCCUGGUUUUGGGAUUAGCACUAGGGGCCAUAGCAGUUGUAAUCGGUUUAUUUGUAUUUCCUAUCUAUUGCCUUUGUAAGAAACAGAGAAAGCGAUCACGGACAGGUAUGCAUUGGUAAAAUGCAGGUGAUCUCACCCACUUAAGCUGGUCCCAGGAGGAGCUGUGCAGGAUGGCACACCGUCUGUGAGUUCUACCCUGAAAACACUGCAAGGAACCUUCUGCGUCUCGUCUCCCCAUGGCGCUCUGCAGGCCGCAAUGCCUCUGGCCACGGUGCACUCCCAAUAUGGUAUCCUGUCCUUUCCCUAAACAAAUUGCUGCUUUAAAAAAAAAUGGUCACUUUCAUAAACUAUAAACAUCUGUAACAUAUCUCUGACCUUUGUGUUUCUUGGAAGAAAAUAUUUUAACUAAGAACUGGUUCUCCUCAGAAUUGUUCUGAGGGUGCCUCUUCUGAGCAUUGCUUGGACUGUCUUUGAACCCUGAUCUCCCUCCAGCCUAUCUGUGGGACUUGGUGUGAAUAGCUAAGGUCCUGUUUGUCCCAAUAAGCAAGGUCACUUUUCAGAAGAUACAAGUUCACUGAAGGCAUCUGUUUUCAUCUGUUACUCAAGCAGUGUAAUUCCUUUAUCUUUCAGAUACUGUAAUUGCUAAAGAUCUCAGUGCCCAAAAGGGAAAUAAUGAAACUAAAUUAAUGAGAAGAACCAUGAGUUAAUGAAGUGUACAUGUGUAGGGUGUGAAUGUGUAUAUAUAAAUAUAUGUUAAAACUAGGCCCAGUAACCUUGUGCAUAUCUAUUUCCAUGCCUCUACACUAUUUUUUCCACAUUUUCAUAGACCUGUUUAGAGAUGAUAGUUCUUUUGUGGGCAUAAUUUGCUAAUGUACUGAAUUAAAGUCAAUGUAGACAACAGGC
Sciurus carolinensis (gray squirrel) is the source of this 2546-nucleotide messenger RNA. It is a transcript of the gene Rnf217, whose product is annotated as ring finger protein 217. Gene Ontology annotation, biological process: ubiquitin-dependent protein catabolic process; protein polyubiquitination; positive regulation of proteasomal ubiquitin-dependent protein catabolic process. Gene Ontology annotation, molecular function: ubiquitin conjugating enzyme binding; ubiquitin protein ligase activity; zinc ion binding. The record is from RefSeq and is a predicted model, not a curated record. Gene Ontology annotation, cellular component: cytoplasm; ubiquitin ligase complex. NCBI's taxonomy places the organism in Eukaryota, Metazoa, Chordata, Mammalia, Rodentia, Sciuridae.